UGUUUUAUAAUAGAAUAGAAAAAUAAUAUAUUCCGCAACACAUUCAGUGAAAAUUAGCGCAGAUUAAAUUAUGAAUAUAUUGCAUUUCAAACAAUCAAUUACAAGAAAUCAGUAUGUUUUUAAUGAACAUACCAUCAAUAUACUAAAAAACCGCUUUUGUAUUUACUUGAAUCGAUUUCUAGCAUACAUUAGAACGUCUAAUCCUAUAUUAACUGUUGAACAAGAAAUUGAAUUUUCAAUAUUUUUGAAAACACUUUUUAAACUGAUAAUACUUGUCACUGAACGCGAAGAAGAAGAUUUUAUUUUAAACGAAAUAGAUACCAUGAGUAGUUCAGUUAUUUGUCAUGUAAUGCUUUACGAAAAAUGUCGCCAAUUUUUCAGACUUACAUUAGAAAUAAACGAAGUAAAACUCGAAAAAAUAGAUUGGUCACUUGAUUCGUGGAGUAAGAAUUACUGGAGUUUUCUGCAUGCUUUAUCAAUUAUUUUACAAUAUUGUUACGAAAAAAAAUCAGCCAAGUCACUUCACAAUUAUUUAGCUGCGCUUCUGUUGAACUUUGACUUAGUAUUACCUUGUAGUGAUUGUAGAUAUAACUAUAAGAUUAAAAAUCCAUUAAUAAAUGUAUCGCUACCCAUCAUUUAUAGUGAGGAUGCAAUUUUCAUGGUUUACAGUUUACACAAUGAUGUCCGCUCAGUAAGCGGCAUUGACAAAUAUUCUUUUAAUCAAUUCCUUAAUGAUUGGAGUAUUCAAAUAUCAGCUUCAAACGUAUCGACAUUGGAUGCCAAAUAUGUACUAUAAUACACUAAUGGAAAAAAUUAAAGGAUCAAAAAAAGAUUCCAAAUUUUUGGGCGAUUUUCAACAGGCCCUAACUUUGAGAGAAAUGGUCGUACAAGAAAUAAAAAGAAAGGAAAUUGUAGCUCCAAGUGUCUACUUUUUGGAUUAGAACUUUAAAAUUUUUUAGCGUUAGCAGUUUUUGAGUAACCUUAGAAAAACCA
Messenger RNA from Microplitis mediator, 993 nucleotides. RefSeq lists its product as uncharacterized. The transcript has a single exon. The record is from RefSeq and is a predicted model, not a curated record. NCBI's taxonomy places the organism in Eukaryota, Metazoa, Arthropoda, Insecta, Hymenoptera, Braconidae. Gene Ontology annotation, molecular function: thiol oxidase activity. The coding region runs from base 71 to 796 and encodes 241 amino acids.